AUGAAACCUUGUACAAACUGUUAUAUACGAUCUUCUCAAAACGACGACCCUCGGCGUGGAUUUAAGGACUUAAGAUUAGCCUCUUGGAAUGUUCGUAGCUUGUAUCGCCCAGGCGCAAUAUAUCAGGUGCACAGAGAACUGCAAAGAUACAGAAUCGGCAUAGCAGCACUUCAAGAAGUGAGAUGGCCAGGAAACGGAGAGUGCAACAUUGACGGGAAGGCGACUCUAUUCUAUAGCGGUGAUUCUAACGGGAAACAUGUUAAUGGAGUAGGAUUCUUGAUAGAUAAUAAAGUGUUAGGGAACGUAAUAAAAUUUGUUGCAGUAUCAGACAGAAUAUGUGUGAUUCGGAUAAAAAGUAGAUUCUCCCACAUUACUAUUGUUAAUGUCUAUGCACCAACUGAGAUUACAGACGAUAGUCAAAAGGAUUUAUUCUAUGAAGACCUAGAGCUUGUGUAUGAUCAAAUAGCAGACUAUGAUGUAAAAAUUGUUGUGGGUGACUUAAACGCGCAAGUAGGACGCGAAGACACGUUCAUUCCUACUAUUGGAAAAUACAGCAAGCACCAACACACAAAUGACAAUGGUCUACGACUGAUAAGUUUUGCGGCUUCCAAAUCCAUGCUAGUAAAAAGCACAAUGUUCGAUCAUAAAGAUAUUCACAAAGGCACCUGGAAAUCACCUGAUGGUACCACUGUGAACCAAAUUGAUCACGUGCUUGUUGACAGCAGACAUGGAAGUAACUUGGAGGACGUGAGAACCUAUCGCGGAGCAGAUUGCGACUCUGAUCAUUUCCUACUACUCAUAAAAAUUAAAGCAAAAAUCCGAAUACAACGCAGUGGUGGCAGUGAAGGAAUAGUAAAUCUAGAUACCGAAAAACUGAAAGAUAUAGAUAUAAGAAAGUCAUUCCAAUUAGAAUUAAAAAAUAGAUUUCAGGAAUUAGAUAACAUAGAAGAUAUAAAUAAAAUGUAA
Colias croceus (clouded yellow) is the source of this 966-nucleotide messenger RNA. Its product is annotated as craniofacial development protein 2-like. Lineage: Eukaryota; Metazoa; Arthropoda; Insecta; Lepidoptera; Pieridae. The transcript has 2 exons. Bases 1 to 966 code for a protein of 321 amino acids. The record is from RefSeq and is a predicted model, not a curated record. Gene Ontology annotation, molecular function: catalytic activity.